AUGGACACCGCGGCGGCGCAGAAUCUGGCGAUCCGCAACCUGUACGCCGUGGUGGACAAGGUGGGCGAAGGUACGUAUGCGUCGGUGUUCUUGGCACGCAACAUCAAGACGGGGCAAAAGGUGGCCAUCAAGAAGAUCAAGAUUGUCUCGAAUAAGAAUGGCAUGGAUGUGACGGCGAUCCGAGAAGUCAAGUUCCUGAAGGAGCUGCAGCAUCCGAAUGUGAUCAAGAUGGUGGAUGUCUUUUCGUCGGGCUCUCGGUCACCCUCACUCAACCUUGUGCUCGAGUUUUUGGACACGAACCUCGAGGCGCUCAUCAAAGACAAAUCGCUCAUCUUCACGCAAGCCGACAUCAAGAGCUGGAUGGCGAUGCUGUGUCGAGGACUGGAGUACUGCCAUCGCAACUGGGUGCUGCAUCGCGAUUUGAAGCCAAACAACUUGCUUAUCUCUCCGGACGGCGAGCUCAAGAUUGCGGAUUUCGGUCUUGCCCGCGAACACGGCGACCCAGGCGCACGGAUGACACAUCAGGUGAUCACGAGGUGGUAUCGACCGCCCGAGCUGCUGCUUGGCUCGCGCGCCUACUCGUCGGCGGUCGAUAUGUGGAGCGUGGGCUGCAUUUUCGCCGAGCUCAUGCUUCGUGUGCCCUAUCUACCAGGAGAGUCGGAUGCGGACCAGCUCACUACGAUUUUCAAGGCGUUAGGGACACCUACGGACAAGGAGUGGCCGAGUCACAAAUCGCUACCGGACUUUGCCAUGUCGUGGUUCACGCCGCCGCAUCCGAAAUCGAAUCUAGCAGAUCUCUUCCUGGCUGCGAGCCCCGAAGCGCUGGAUUUCUUGCAGAGGACACUGCUGUACGACCCGCUCAAGCGACUGAGCGCCAACCAGGCUCUGCACCAUCCAUACUUCAAGCAGAGUCCUCCCCCGACGCCGUUCAAGCAACUACCCAGGCACCCGACCGAAGCAUUGGACGCGGACGAUCCUGCCGCCCAUCCGUUGCUCUCUGACAGCAAGGAGAAGGACCAAGCGCGCGAGAGACAGCAGAGCAACGGCAAUGGCAAGAAGCGCGCGCUCGACCCAAAGGAAAUCGAAGAGAGAAAACGCUUGGCGAGGAAGCUGGCUUUCGAGUGA
Messenger RNA from Sporisorium graminicola, 1125 nucleotides. RefSeq lists its product as uncharacterized. The transcript has a single exon. The coding region runs from base 1 to 1125 and encodes 374 amino acids. The record is from RefSeq and is a predicted model, not a curated record. Lineage: Eukaryota; Fungi; Basidiomycota; Ustilaginomycetes; Ustilaginales; Ustilaginaceae. Gene Ontology annotation, biological process: protein phosphorylation; positive regulation of transcription by RNA polymerase II. Gene Ontology annotation, cellular component: cytoplasm; transcription factor TFIIK complex; nucleus. Gene Ontology annotation, molecular function: ATP binding; cyclin-dependent protein serine/threonine kinase activity; RNA polymerase II CTD heptapeptide repeat kinase activity.